Molecule: messenger RNA, 849 nt
Organism: Phytophthora infestans T30-4
Lineage: Eukaryota; Oomycota; Peronosporomycetes; Peronosporales; Peronosporaceae
Product: aldose 1-epimerase, putative
Exons: 3
Coding region: 1-849 (282 amino acids)
Biological process (GO): carbohydrate metabolic process
Molecular function (GO): carbohydrate binding; isomerase activity
Source: RefSeq, a predicted model, not a curated record
AUGGUCAGCUCGUUCAUGUCCAAAACUACAGUCUUCGUGUCGACUUUGCUAGCGUCGCUAACUGCCGUGAACGCUGAGUUGGAGACCGUCAAGCUGUCGCAUCCGCAUGGCUCCAGUGCCGAGGUCUUCCUAUUCGGCGCCCACGUCAAGUCGUUCCGCGCCGCAACGGACCCGAAGGUUGACGUCAUCUUCAUGUCGAAGGACUCAUUCAUGGAUGGCGUGAACCCCAUUCGUGGCGGCAUCCCUGUGGUGUUCCCUAACUUUGGCGGCGCCCCUGGCUUCCCUAACCACGGCUUCGCUCGCAUCACCAACUGGGCUGUGGCCAGCACUAAGGAAGCUACCGACAACAGCCCCAGCGUGGCAAAGUUCACCAUGGCGGCCAGCAACUCUACUCGUCAGAUGUGGCCUGUAGAUUUCAAGCUUGAGUACGAGGUGAAGCUGUACGCUAACGAGCUUCAGACUGCGCUGCGUGUGCAAAACACACACACGGAACAGAUCGAGUUCCACACGCUACUGCACAAUUACCUGUGGGUGGAUGACUCCCGUAAUGGCGGUGUGGCGGUGUCGGGCCUCAAGGGAGUCGACUACUUCGAUCAGGUGGCCAAGACCGGAAACACGUACCUGGACGCCCCGGACAAAAUCGUCGCGACCAUCAAAGGUACCAAAACCGACGCCGUCGUGUGGAACCCCGGUGCCGAGCGUGCCAAGAAGCUGGAGGACUUCGGUGACGAGGAGUACAUCAACAUGGUUUGCGUCGAACCUGGUCGGGUCAGCGUCAAGCAACCUCUUCCGGCCGGCCACACCUACACUUUGCAGCAGAGUAUCACGGUCAAGCCCACACGACUGUAG